Molecule: messenger RNA, 1446 nt
Organism: Didymella exigua CBS 183.55
Lineage: Eukaryota; Fungi; Ascomycota; Dothideomycetes; Pleosporales; Didymellaceae
Product: kynurenine 3-monooxygenase
Exons: 3
Coding region: 1-1446 (481 amino acids)
Biological process (GO): L-tryptophan catabolic process; quinolinate biosynthetic process; NAD+ metabolic process
Cellular component (GO): mitochondrial outer membrane
Molecular function (GO): FAD binding; kynurenine 3-monooxygenase activity; NAD(P)H oxidase H2O2-forming activity
Source: RefSeq, a predicted model, not a curated record
AUGAAGACCGUCGUGGUUGGAGCCGGCCCUGUCGGUGCCCUCGCCGCGCUUUACGCUGCUGUCCGAGGACACGAUGUGGAAAUCUACGAACUAAGACCAGACAUUCGAGAUCCCUCGACAGAACCAAAUAACACAAAAUCCAUCAAUUUGGCUCUCUCUGAGCGCGGCAUCUACUCUCUGCGGCAAACUGGACUGUCAGAUCUUGCAGAUGCGGUGCUCGCGAACACCGUGCCCAUGCAUGGUCGCAUGAUUCAUGUCAGAAAGCAUGGAGAGUACGUGCGUGAGGCACAGCAGUACGACGCACAUGGUCGCGAUCUCCUGGCUAUGGACCGGACAGUGCUGAACAGAGCCCUGAUCGACCAUCUCGAUGGAAUGCCCAAUGUCAAAUUCUUCUUCAAGCACAAGCUGAUUGGUGUGGACUUCAAGAAGAACUCAGCAUGGUUCGAAAACCGCCAGGACAAGAAAGACAUCUUGACCCAAGGCCCUGAAUUCAAACUGACUUUCGACCUGUUGAUCGGCGCCGAUGGGGCGCAUUCAGCUGUACGGAACCACUUGAUGAAAGUUGUCCCCAUGACAUACCAGCAAGAGUACAUCGACAAGCUCUGGUGCCAGUUCGGCGUUCCCACAUCGGCAGAGGGAGACUUCCGCAUACCGCCGAACUAUCUACACAUCUGGCCCGCGGAUGAAUCGAUGUUCAUCGCCAUCCCCAACACAGACAAGACCUUCACCGCGACACUUUUCAUGUCCAAAGAAGGUUUCGAGGCUUUAGAAGCAUCCGGCAAAGUCGUCGAGUACUUCAGCAAGAACUUCCCCGCCGUGGUCCCCGACCUCAUCACAGAAGAAGAUCUAAAGCAGCAGUUCAUCAACAACGAGCACCUCCCCCUCAUCUCAAUAAAAUGCACACCAUACCACCACGAAGACGACGGCGUUAUUGUUGGCGACGCCGCGCAUGCCAUGGUUCCCUUCUACGGUCAAGGAAUGAACGCCGGACUAGAGGAUGUCCGCGUGCUGUUCGAGUUCCUGGACAAGUACCCCAACGACCGCGCCAAAGCCCUGAGCGAAUACACAAAACAGCGUACCCCCGAUGCGCAGACUAUCAACGAUCUUGCGCUUGGCAAUUACCGUGAGAUGGCGUCUGAUGUCAGGAAGCCACUGUAUCUGCUGCGGAAAUGGGUCGAGGAGACGCUUUACGUGCACCUCCCAAGCCUUGGGUGGGCGACACAGUAUUCGAGGGUCACCUUCAGUAAUAUGAGGUACUCUCAGGUUUACCAGGCGAGUCAGCGGCAGGCGAGGAUCCUGAAUGGCGUUGUGGGACUAGGUCUCGCUGCAGUUGCUGGAUCCGCGCUCGUGUUUGCGGGGAAUGGUGGCGCGAAGAGAAUGGAGAAGGGUAUACUUCGUGGGAUAUGUCUGGCUGCUCAGGGUCUGCAGCGGGUCAUCCAGGGAUGA